UACAACUUACGUCUCUUCUCUCAACAACCUUCGACCUGUUCUCAGGCGAAUCUUGGCUGAACCGCUAGGAGAUCUUCGCGGGAAAUCUGCCGCCUUCUUUUUUGGAAUAUAUAAAGAACGAGCAAGUUGUAAUUUCUCGGUGAAGUUUUAGUUGAGUCCAAAUCAUAUUCUUUUUUUUUUCUUUUUUCUUUUUUUUCUGGGUUUGGUUUAGUUUUUCAUGGUCGGUGACUCGGUGCGGUGAGACUGUAUGAGAUGGUGACACAGUUAGGUGCAUUAAAGAGCAAGUUUAUGGUUAUAUAAGAGGUGGGUUUGGUUAUUUAUGUUAAUCAAGUUUGGAGCAUCUCGUGAGAAGAUAACAUUUACCGCGUGCUUAGAGUCACAAUUGGUUCCAACUUCGAAGUUUUGCACCAUCUGUAUUUUCGGCAUUUUAGAACACAAAUUUGAGCGACAAUCUCAUACCAUUGAAGCAUUUACAGAAUUCAUGGUUGCUAUAACAUUGAAGAGUUAAAAGUUUGUGCGAACUAGUACUGGGGAGUUUGAAUUGGAGGAGAAUACAGUUACAAUGUGUAGAAUGACGGGCAAUGAUGGGAAGUGUAGUCAUGGGGAUGAGUGCGAGAUGGGAUUCAAGUUUUUGAGUGGGGUGAAGGUUGAAAAGUCAAAGAAUUCGAGGGUAUUGAGGCCUCGAAUGAAGCUUUUCGUAAUUCGGGUGAUAACAAUUAUGUUUAUUUGUGCUUCUGUUGCUCAGUUGAUGACACUGGGAGAGAUGUGGGGGCCAAGAAUGUUCAAGGGUUGGCCUUCUUGUUUCAGUCCUUCAGGAUUGCCUCUGCCUGGCGAAUUGCCUUCUGCUCCGUACAAAGUUGCUUCCCCACCAAAAAGGGCUUAUAAGAACAAUGGUUAUCUUAGGGUUUCCUGCAAUGGAGGACUAAAUCAAAUGCGAGCAGCAAUAUGCGACAUGAUUACAAUCGCCAGAUACUUAAAUGUCACACUUAUUGUUCCAGAACUGGAUAAAACCUCCUUUUGGUCUGAUCCAAGUGACUUCCAUGACAUAUUUGAUGUGGAUCAUUUCAUCACCUCAUUGAGAGAUGAGGUUCGGAUAUUGAAGGAAUUGCCACCAAGACUCAAGAGAAGAGUUGGAAAGCGAAUGCUAUAUUCGUUGCCACCCAUUAGUUGGUCUAACAUGUCCUACUACCAUAACCAGAUUCUUCCACUGGUGAAAAGGCACAAAGUUGUUCAUUUAAAUAGAACUGAUGCUCGAUUGGCUAAUAACGGAUUACCUAUAGAGAUUCAGAAGUUGCGAUGCCGAGUAAACUUCAAUGCUUUGAGGUUUACAUCUCAGAUAGAGGAGUUAGGUAGAAGAGUUGUCAGGAUUUUGAGGGAGAAGGGCCCCUUUCUAGUCCUUCAUCUCAGAUAUGAAAUGGACAUGUUGGCUUUCUCUGGCUGUACUCAGGGUUGCAACAGUUCUGAGGCCGAAGAACUCACAAGGAUGAGAUAUGCAUACCCCUGGUGGAAGGAAAAAGUAAUAGACUCCACGUUGAAAAGGCAAGAAGGUUUGUGCCCUUUGACGCCUGAGGAAACUGCAUUGGUUCUGAGUGCACUAGGCAUUGAUCGCAAUGUUCAGAUUUAUGUUGCUGCUGGAGAAAUAUAUGGUGGGGAAAGAAGGAUGGCUGGCUUGGUGGCAGCUUUUCCUAAUGUGGUCUCAAAAGAUACCCUGCUGGAUCCCUCGGACUUGAGUUAUUUCAAGAAUCGCUCAUCCCAAAUGGCAGCAUUGGAUUAUCUUGUUUCUCUGGAAAGUGAUCUAUUUGUUCCUACAUAUGACGGAAACAUGGCAAAAGUAGUUGAAGGCCAUCGCAGGUUUUUAGGAUUCAAAAAGACUAUUCUAUUGGACAGAAAACUUCUCGUUGGCUUAAUAGAUCAGUACAACAAUAUGUCAUUGAACUGGGAUGACUUCUCUUCUGUUGUAAAACAAACUCAUGCCAAUCGGAUGGGAAGCCCAAAGAAACGAGUAAUUGUUCCGUCUAAACCAAAGGAGGAAGAUUAUUUCUAUGCCAACCCAUAUGAGUGCUUGCAACUGCUAGAUGAACCUUGAGAAGCACGUGAUUCAUGUUUUCACCCCAUUCUUAUGUACUUAAUCACAGAUGGUUAUCUUAAUUCUUUCAGUGGUUCAAAUACAGAGAACUAGAGAAGGGAUUAACUUCUGCACAGAAAAUUCAGCUUGGAGUGAACUUUGGAAAUAUGCUCCUCUGGAUAUUUGCUUUGAAUAGUCAAUUUUAUGUAUAGAGUGAAAAACCUGCCAUUUUAGAGCUGAUGUUAAAUCAGCUAGAUUGUAAAGAGCAGAAAUUUUCCUACAAUGGCAGUAGCUUUUGGAAUGGUUACAACCAAUAUUCCUGCCCAGAUAUUAUCAUAUUCUUGUACAUUUAUGAGCAUUAAAUUUUUAGUAAGAGAUUCAGGUUC
This is a messenger RNA of Juglans regia (Persian walnut), 2451 nucleotides long. Its product is annotated as rhamnogalacturonan I rhamnosyltransferase 1-like. Gene Ontology annotation, cellular component: cytoplasm. The coding region runs from base 563 to 2086 and encodes 507 amino acids. The record is from RefSeq and is a predicted model, not a curated record. NCBI's taxonomy places the organism in Eukaryota, Viridiplantae, Streptophyta, Magnoliopsida, Fagales, Juglandaceae. The transcript has 8 exons.